This is a messenger RNA of Penicillium canariense, 1152 nucleotides long. RefSeq lists its product as uncharacterized. NCBI's taxonomy places the organism in Eukaryota, Fungi, Ascomycota, Eurotiomycetes, Eurotiales, Aspergillaceae. Gene Ontology annotation, molecular function: hydrolase activity. Bases 1 to 1152 code for a protein of 383 amino acids. The transcript has 3 exons. The record is from RefSeq and is a predicted model, not a curated record.
AUGGCCGACUUCUCUGAGUAUACGGGUCCCAGUGAAGACUGGCUCGCCCUGGAGCCCACGCUGCCUCCCAUGCCCAGUCUGCCACUCCUGGAACUGAGGCAGAUGAUCAACAAAGGUCGCGAGGAACUUGCUGCUCAAGGCAUGAUCAACUUAGUCCAGUUCGCUGGUAACAAAACACUUCAACUCUCGAUGGCACAGACUGACUCCUUUCUCGGAACAGCUUCUCAGGUUGAAAUCCAAGACUAUACAAUUACGACUCGCGACGGAGCCACAAUCGAAGCGCGAACAUAUCGUCUGGCCGGCAUUCCUGCCUCCCAAAGGCUCCCAGUGUAUAUUCAUCUCCACGGCGGAGGCUUUCUCUUUGGUACCCUCUCUUCUGAAGACGCGAUUUGCUCCCGUAUUCUUGUUUCGCGUGUGAAUAAUGGCACGCCAGUGGUCGUAUUCAAUGUGAACUACCGCCAUACUCCGGAACACCCAUUCCCCACGGCUUGGAACGAUGUUGAGGAUGCUUUCGUCUGGCUUCAUGGACACAUGGCCGAGAUCGGUGGACAGAGCGACCAGGUCGUGGUGGGCGGAAUUUCCGCUGGAGCCACCCUGACUGCAUCUUUAGCGCUUGCACAGCUUUACGGAGAUAACGAGAAGCUCAAGGCCUGCCCCAAGAUUCGAGGUCAGGUCCUCAUGAUUCCUUGCCUCGUCAUCUUAGACUAUUACGCACCUCGCAAAGAAUGGCUGCGCAGCGCAGAGAUCUCGAGCCUCGUGACAUGUGCGGAAGCGCCAAUACUGCCUAUCUCCCGCAUCAAUCUCUUCAUGUCUCUACUCAAGGUGAAUAACUUUCCCGACGCUGGUCGCAACCUCCGGAUGAACCCGGGUAAUGCGACCGCAGAGGAAGUGAAGAACCUACCUCCCACCACCUUUGGCAUCGCCGUGAAAAUGGGUACGUCUGGCCCCGAUGGAUUGAUCAAACUCUUUGCUGACAACGAUGCCACCAGGGUACCAACCAAUGUCACCGUCUUCCGUGGUGUGCCACAUGGAUUUAGACGGUACGGCGACAAACUGACUGCCAGUAAGAGAUGGGAUGAGGUGAUGAGCGGUGGCAUUACUUGGGCUCUUAGCAACCCUGCGGCUGGGUCUUUUGAAAUCAAGGCAGACUAA